UCUCCAAUGCCAAACCCUGAGCCUUCUCCAACGCCAAAGCCUGAGCCAAAGCCUGAGCCUUCUCCAACGCCAAACCCUGAGCCUUCUCCAACGCCAAACCCUGAGCCAAAGCCUGAGCCUUCUCCAACGCCAAACCCUGAGCCUUCUCCAACGCCAAACCCUGAGCCAAAGCCUGAGCCUUCUCCAACGCCAAACCCUGAGCCUACUCCAACGCCAAAGCCUGAGCCUUCUCCAACGCCAAACCCUGAGCCAAAGCCUGAGCCUUCUCCAACGCCAAACCCUGAGCCUUCUCCAACGCCAAGCCCUGAGCCAAAGCCUGAGCCUUCUCCAACGCCAAACCCUGAGCCUACUCCAACGCCAAAGCCUGAGCCUUCUCCAACGCCAAACCCUGAGCCAAAGCCUGAGCCUUCUCCAACAUCAAACCCUGAGCCUUCUCCAACGCCAAACCCUGAGCGAAAGCCUGAGCCUUCUCCAACGCCAAACCCUGAGCCUUCUCCAACGCCAAACCCUGACCCAAAGCCUGAGCCUUCUCCAACGCCAAACCCUGAGCCUUCUCCAACGCCAAACCCUGAGCCAAACCCUGAGCCUUCUCCAACGCCAAACCCUGAGCCUUCUCCAACGCCAAGCCCUGAGCCAAAGCCUGAGCCUUCUCCAACGCCAAACCCUGAGCCUACUCCAACGCCAAAGCCUGAGCCUUCUCCAACGCCAAACCCUGAGCCAAAGCCAAACCCUAAGCCAAAGCCUGAGCCUUCUCCAACGCCAAACCCUGAGCCAAAGCCUGAGCCUUCUCCAACGCCAAAGCCAAAGCCAAAGCCU
Dromaius novaehollandiae (emu) is the source of this 816-nucleotide messenger RNA. Its product is annotated as protein TsetseEP-like. The record is from RefSeq and is a predicted model, not a curated record. The transcript is spliced from 2 exons. NCBI's taxonomy places the organism in Eukaryota, Metazoa, Chordata, Aves, Casuariiformes, Dromaiidae. The annotation marks the transcript as partial.